GCGGGCGCCUCGCCGGGAGAGUGCGGCGUUUGGGGGGGGUGUCGGCCCCCGUGCCUGCCCCCCGGGGUCCCGCGGCCGCCGCGCGCCGGGGCUGUGGGGCUCAGGCGGAGGAGCAGGAUUCCCCGAGAAGGAGGAGGCGGGAGAGGAGGAGGAGGAGACGGUGCCGGCGGCUGCGGGUCCGGGGGGAAGAUGCCGCUGGCGCAGCUGGCGGACCCGUGGCAGAAGAUGGCUGUGGAGAACGCGAGCGACAGCGCCGAAAAUGGGCAGCAAAUUAUGGAUGAGCCUAUGGGAGAAGAAGAAAUUAAUCCACAGACUGAAGAAGGCAGUAUCAAAGAAAUUGCAAUCACACAUCAUGUAAAAGAAGGACACGAAAAAGCAGAUCCCUCCCAGUUUGAACUUCUAAAAGUACUAGGGCAAGGAUCUUUUGGAAAGGUAUUUCUAGUAAAGAAAAUCUCAGGAUCCGAUGCUAGACAGCUUUAUGCAAUGAAAGUAUUGAAAAAGGCCACCCUGAAAGUUCGAGAUCGUGUUCGGACAAAAAUGGAACGUGAUAUCCUGGUAGAAGUUAACCAUCCAUUUAUUGUUAAGUUGCAUUAUGCUUUUCAAACAGAAGGGAAACUAUAUCUUAUUUUGGAUUUUCUCAGGGGUGGAGAUUUGUUUACACGCUUAUCCAAAGAAGUGAUGUUCACAGAAGAGGAUGUCAAAUUUUACUUGGCUGAACUUGCGCUUGCUUUAGAUCAUUUACAUAGUCUUGGAAUAAUCUAUAGAGACCUAAAACCCGAAAACAUACUACUUGAUGAAGAAGGCCACAUCAAGUUAACAGAUUUUGGCCUAAGUAAAGAAUCUAUUGAUCAUGAGAAGAAGGCAUAUUCUUUCUGUGGAACAGUAGAAUAUAUGGCUCCAGAAGUAGUUAAUCGACGAGGUCAUACACAGAGUGCAGAUUGGUGGUCUUUUGGUGUUUUGAUGUUUGAAAUGCUUACUGGCACUUUACCAUUUCAAGGGAAAGACCGAAAAGAAACUAUGACUAUGAUUCUCAAAGCCAAACUUGGAAUGCCACAGUUUUUAAGCCCUGAAGCACAGAGUCUUUUACGUAUGCUUUUCAAACGAAAUCCUGCAAACAGAUUAGGAGCGGGGCCAGAUGGAGUUGAAGAAAUUAAAAGGCAUUCAUUUUUCUCCACAAUAGACUGGAAUAAAUUGUAUAGAAGAGAAAUUCUUCCACCCUUUAAGCCUGCAACUGGUAGACCUGAAGAUACAUUUUAUUUUGAUCCUGAAUUUACUGCAAAAACACCAAAAGAUUCACCUGGCAUUCCACCUAGUGCUAAUGCACAUCAACUUUUUCGAGGAUUCAGUUUUGUAGCUAUCACAUCAGAUGAUGAAAGCCAAGCGAUGCAGACAGUGGGGGUACAUUCAAUUGUGCAGCAGUUGCACAGGAACAGUAUUCAGUUUACUGAUGGAUAUGAAGUAAAAGAAGAUAUUGGAGUUGGCUCAUACUCUAUUUGCAAGAGAUGUAUACAUAAAGUCACAAAUAUGGAAUAUGCAGUUAAGAUUAUUGAUAAAAGCAAGAGAGACCCAACAGAAGAAAUUGAAAUCCUCCUUCGUUAUGGACAGCAUCCAAAUAUUAUUACUCUUAAAGAUGUCUAUGAUGAUGGAAAAUAUGUCUAUGUAGUAACAGAGCUUAUGAAAGGAGGUGAACUGCUGGAUAAAAUUCUUAGGCAGAAAUUUUUCUCUGAACGAGAAGCUAGUGCUGUCCUAUUCACAAUAACCAAAACUGUAGAAUAUCUUCAUGCACAAGGGGUUGUUCACAGAGACCUGAAACCUAGCAACAUUCUGUAUGUAGAUGAAUCUGGUAACCCGGAAUCUAUUCGAAUUUGUGAUUUUGGCUUUGCAAAACAGCUAAGGGCAGAAAAUGGUCUUCUGAUGACUCCAUGUUAUACUGCAAAUUUUGUUGCUCCAGAGGUUUUAAAAAGACAAGGGUAUGAUGCUGCAUGUGAUAUAUGGAGCCUUGGUGUUCUUCUUUAUACGAUGCUUACUGGCUACACUCCAUUUGCAAAUGGUCCUGAUGAUACCCCAGAAGAAAUACUGGCACGAAUAGGCAGUGGAAAGUUCUCACUCAGUGGUGGUUAUUGGAAUUCUGUUUCAGACACAGCAAAGGAUCUUGUUUCAAAAAUGCUUCAUGUAGAUCCACAUCAAAGAUUAACUGCUGCCCUUGUACUUAGACACCCCUGGAUAGUUCACUGGGACCAGUUGCCCCAAUACCAGCUAAACAGACAAGAUGCUCCACACCUCGUAAAGGGUGCUAUGGCAGCUACAUAUUCUGCUCUAAACCGCAACCAGUCACCAGUUUUGGAACCAGUAGGCCGCUCUACACUUGCUCAGCGGAGAGGUAUUAAAAAAAUUACCUCAACAGCUCUCUAAAGUGACCUCAGCCAUUUAUUUGGUACCAUGGUAUAAGAUGAUAGCACAAUCAUGGCGACAGGUAGCACAUACCUGAGAGAUACCUGCAAGCACACACUGUCCCAGCUGGUACCCAUCAUGCUGCUGCUCCUGCUGCUCCUGCUUUCAUCUGUUUUUGCUUUAAAUGAUUGUUGGCAAGUUAGACUUUUCUGGAGCUUUGGAUGGAACGAAAAAUGGAAAUAAUGAAGAUAUGUUCACUGAAUCAACCAGAAGAGUCAUGAACACCACCUCUGUCAUUAAACAAAUAUAUAUACACAUAUAUGUUUAUAUGUGUGUAUAUAUAUAUAUAUAUAUAUAUAUAAAAUAUAUAUACAUAUAUACAUACACACACUGAAUAAUAAAGUACUCUCUACCAUAUAGCAUUAUUUUUAUAGGGAAUAUUUCUUGUCCCCCCCAAAUAUUCUUUGUUACUUAUAAGGAUGGACAGUUUCUGUUAAGCACUUAACUUAAACAAUCCGUUUAUAUUAGCACUGUAUUCUUUGUGCCAUCCAGCAUUUUGUAUGUUUUUGUAAACAAUUCAUAUACAGUACAUUUCUGUACUGCUUUCUUUAAUGUAUACAUGCCUUGUUUAACUUGGACCUUAUUAUGAAUCAAUUUGACGAUUAAAUCUGGUUAAGCAGUUCACCUGGAUUAAUCAGUAUUGUUGGACAGCUCGAAGAUUGCCUGAUUGCUCAACAGCUAUUGAAUGUAAUACUAUGAUCCUGUACAAACCCUUCCUUGUGUCUAUGUCACUGAUUUUGUUCUUAAAGUGAGGUGCACUGUCAUGCAGAUCUAGGGAGCUGUUGUGAUAGGGCAAGUCGAAAUAGUGCAUUGUUGUGCAUGUGUGGCAUGGUAGCCAGAAUGUGCCAGAAAGUCAGCCUAUCCACUUUACAACCCUGUUGGUUUGGUUUGUUUUUUUCUUCUUAGUUAAGAAAUCUUCCCCCUUGCACUUUUUAAUCUUGAGUGGUAUUGGUUAAUAUUGGCUGUUUGUAGUUUAAUUUUCGUUUUGAAUUUUAUUUGGGAGUUAUAACUGUGAGUAAGACAGUUGGAUAAGAAAAGAUCAUCAAAAGCUCAAGUGUCCAUUGUAGCUAUGAUAUCAGGUGCUGGUUUGAAAUUGAUGUAUAAAUCACUGCUUUUCAUUUGAAAUCGAACUUAAACUUUAUCUUAUAGCAAAAAGUAUUCUUGACCAUCCAGUAUUGAGUUGGAAAGAUAAAAUAGGAAUUAGUUCCUCUUAAUGAAUGAUUUUAUAUACUCCUGAAUACCUGGAGUCAGGAUACUUCCUUCUGACUAGUCGGUUACCACAUUUACCUAGACUGUCAGUGUUCAUCAGAGAGAUACAGUUUGGCGGGUGUCACCAUUUUGUUUCACCAUUGAAAUUUAUGCAAACAUGAUUGCCCGUGUGAGGUGGCUGAAGCAGAUGUCUGUCAGAAUACCAGGUGUCAUAUAUGCUUGUUUUGCAAAUGUCACUGUGACAGACCACGAUAGUGCUUAAUUAACUCAGUUCCCUUUCUGCUAUUAACUAAUCAGUCAUAAGUAUCAUGAAAGAUACUUGUGCAAGAAAGAAGUAAGCUAAUUUACCUCAUGUGCUUAGUUAAAUCUUACACACUAAGCCAUAUAAAUCAGAAGCUUUUUUCCUGCCAAAAGCUUUAAUUAUUUCUAUAUAAGCUUAUAAAACAAGACUUAUGGCAGCUGCUUAUCAUGCCUUAAAUUUGUGAGCUAGCCUGUUAAUUGAUGUCCUGUAGAUUUGAGUUUAGGAAUACCAAGAACAAAACCAAGGCUGGGUUCUGUAGAGAUGGGGUAGUUUUUAAUGAUUUCGAAUGAAAGAGAAAUAACGCUGUUUCCAUAACAUCUCAUAGAUUGGAAGUGAGUUAAAUGACAAGAGGGAGUAAAACUAAAUAAGAAAGAUGAUAGCUGAAUUAAAUAUCUGCAGCAAAUCAAAUGGAAUAAGAUCUAAUGAUAGAACACAGGUGGGGCACCAAAAGAAACUAGGUAAUUCUGGUAUCUGGGAAAGUGUUCGUGUUUUCUCCGUUGCCUGGAAAGAAGAAAUACUUUUCAUUGGCCUUGACUGAACUAAGCAUGACUCACUUUGACAUCCUUUAACAUUUUUUUUUUUAAUGAUGCUCAUGAUUUGGGGCAGGACAAGAUAUAAUUCAGGCAGAUUAUUUUGUUUGUACUAAAGUUAUUUUACUGACUAAAAUUUAAAAGGCAAUCGUCAAUCAUAAAAUUGUCCAUUAGAAAUCAUCCAGUCCCAUUCUUUCAUUUUACAAAUGAGGAGACAAGCUCAGAAAAGUUGAAGCCUCAAUUUCCCUUACAUUAAAAAGAGGGUUAGACCCUCUAAGCUAUAAGUUCUAUGAUUUGAAAUAACCUGUUCAAGGUCACAUAGCUGUUUGGAAGAUGGCAAACUGUGGUAUAAUGAAUUUGAAGUCAGUCUUGUGAGACCGUGUCACCUCUCUGGGCCUCAUUUACCUUAUCUGUAAAAUGAGGGAGAUGGGCUAGAUGACCUACCAGAAGUUCACUCCAACCCUAGAAUCUUAAGACUUGUCAAUCCACUUGACAAAUAAAUUAAGAGUUACAUUUUUCUUAGGAUUAGCAUUUGUUCAACAAAUAUUUAUUGAAUACCUAUUAUCUUCUGAGGCACAGAGUAAUAGAGUGCCUGCCCUCAGGGAGCUUAUAGCUGAUAAGGGAGACUAUGUACACAAAUAACUAUAAUACAAAGUAUCUUCUGUAUUAUUGGAUAAUCUAAUUUUAGUAUUAUCAAAGAAAUGUGAUCUUACCUGCUAGAUUUAAAUAAAUUGUCUUAACUCUGUAAGUAGCAAUUCGCAUAAUGACAAAGCUAUCACAGUUGAUUAGAAAGCAGGUUAUGAGAAUAAUUCAGGGCCCAUUUUUUUUCAUGACUUUAUCUUUUUAAUUAAUUGCUAUGAAUCCAGUUCUUCCACAUUUCUCCAGUUUACUGUAUUAACAUGGACAUUUAAUCUAACCUCCCUCACCAACUGAGCUAUCAUUUAGAAUCUACAAGGUAAUAUUCUGUUUUGGAAAAGCUUCCUCUUUUGUCUUCUUGCAUUGCCAGUAAUGAAUAGGAGGCUUUUAAAAAUUAAAGUAUUAGUUACUAGAAAGCAUUGGUUAGCUAUCCAAAGUGCUGGUAAUUUAAAUAUUAUCCCCAGCAUUCUAAAGAUUAUUUGGAGCACAUCCAUCAUUUGUUUCGUUUUCUUUUUAUAAGAGAUUGUAUUAAAAUUAAGAUGUUUUUACAAAUCACUUUUAACUUUUUCUGAUUUAUUAGAGAUAUUAGACAUCACAUCCAGGUAUUUUCUAUUCAAAUGUGUAUAAUUGUAUUAUGACUAUUUCCAGGAUUGAUUUUGUGCUUGUCCCAAAAAAUCUCAGUCCUACCAGGUUACUGUGGUAGAUGGAGCUCCUUAUGACUAACAGGUUAAGUUUAGGCUUUGAUCCUUGUAAUUUUAAAUUCAGAGACUAGAUUAGAUGUGUUAACAGAUGACUUAAAUCAGUAUUGUGACUGCAGUUAAUAAGGGUAACCCUCUUUAUCUCCAGGGUGCUUAUAUUUUGCUAAUUUUAAAUGAGAAUUUGUGGCAAUCUCUAAAUGAAGGAAUAAAAUAACGUUAUCGAUACCUGUGGUACUCUACGGAUCUACACAUGACCACUUUUUUUCCCAGCUGAUGGAUCUGUAUAGCUAUACUAGACAAGCAGAGCAGCCAGAAACAACUUAGUGCUGUUUCUGUCACUGGAAUUUUAUGGAUGUAGUGUGCUUUGAAAAAGCAGUUUUUCAUUUGGUUCCUGUGUGACACAGUGCAUCUCAAAGAAAUCCAGAUAACCAAGCGACUUUAUUUUCUUAAUUCUGGGAUCUCAGUCUCAUGUUCAUCACUUUGUUUUGACUAGUCUUUUAACUGUUUGUUUAAAAAGAAUAGUAAAGGUUGGGAUGAGAGCCUAUCUUCUACCUCUUAAGGCACUUUUCUCAUAACUGCUACAUAACCUUGAAGUUUAUGAUCAACAGUUCAGGUUUUUGUCCGGGUGAUCACUACCAGAUCUUCUAGCAGAGUGCAAGUAGAGGUUAUUGGACAAGGAAAAAAUGGCUAUAAUUCACAGAGGAACCUCAAACAAAACUUCAGAGCUAAGUUGUCAGUUAUUGUAUGUAAGCGUAUGAAAGAGUAUAGAGAGGCUGGCUAGAAUACUAAGUAGAUUAGUUCUGUAAUCUAGUGGGGUGAAGAUUUUUAUUUCUCUUGUAAUCAUUAUGGUAUUGAACAAAAACACAUAUUGAGCAUUUUCAACUGAUGUAUUUAAAAGUAAAUUUUAAGUACGAAGCAAAGACUUAAGAAUAUAUAGCUUGUUUUGUUUUAUCUUCAUAAAUGUAGUUUACAGUACCUCUAAAGCUUUGCUUCUUUAUUUGGAAGAAAACAAUAAGCUUCAUGGUAUGCCAUUCCUUGGUAAGUUUAAAAAUUAUUGGGUGAUGAGUUUUAACUCAAAAAUGAUGUAAAUUUAUUAGCUUUAUCUUAGCCCUUAUCCUAAUCAAAAAGGGAGGUGUAUACAUGAGGGAUAUAAUUAUUUUGCAGUUUUGCAGGGGUUGGAGGGAUUAGGGUGGGUAUGUACUUUAACGGUUUUUAAAAAAGAGAAAAAUCAGAUAAAUAUUUUUCUACUAUUAUAUAAUUAUACUUUAUACUAGUUUCUCUAGUAUGGCAUGCCAGGAAGCCCAAGGUACUAUAUCAUAAAUUAAUAAUGUAUUGUACCUUUUACUAGGCAGUUAAAGUAGCAUCAGAUGCUUAGCACUACUGCCAUAAUUAUGAAAUGCUCAUAAAAGAUCAAAUAUUACUGAGCAAUUUGAAAUGAUUCAAUUAUUCCCAAGUCUGAUCUAGGAAUUUUUCCAAUCAUAUUGUUAAUGUGUAAUCUAAGCUAUUUCAAUUGUAUACAUCAACAACCCUGGAAAGAUAUUGCUUGUAUUCCUGGCACAAUUCGUCAGGUUUUGUAAUCUUUAAAAGAAAUGAAAAUUUAUACAAUGAAUAAACUUUCAAAUACAUAUAUACAUGCCACCUUUUUCACAAACUUUUAAUGACUGUGUGCCAGUUGGAUAAACAGCAUGUAAGGCUCUGUCUCUUAACUCUUGUCUGUGAAAUGGGGCUCCUAAGGUUUGAAUAUAUAACCUGGCAAAAAUAUGCUGAAGCUUACUGAGUAACACUCCUAAGAUAAUCAUUCAGUGAGAUGUUUUAAAUUUUGUUGGGGAGAUUCUAUAUCAUACUAUUUAGGAAUGGUUCACGCGUAGAACAUCUGGGUUUGUUUUUUUAAGUCAAUGGAAAGCCUCCAGGAUUUUUGUCCAAACUGUAUACAAAUAUUUGAUAACCAUCAACCAGAGAAAUUUAUUGUCAAGAAUGAAUGACUUGUUUUACACAUGAAGUUUAUGCUAAUCACAAGCCCAGUUGCCAAUGAUCCUGAGUUAAUUAAGUUUUCAGUCUCGCUAAAAUUUCUAAUCUUUAACAAAUUGAGUUACUACUAGUCUAAAGGAGGAGACUAGUCUAAAAUUUUGUUACCUGAAAUAACCACCAACCACCUUGGAAAAACAGGAUAAUUUGUAAUUAUGGCUGCUUCCACGGCAAGAUCAAAGGCAUAUUUCACAAUAGCUUUGCUAAAUUAAUUAGAAGUCCUCUGAGAUGGGUGUGGUAGAAGUGUAUAAAAUCAAAGUGAUUGAGAAAAGCAUUGUUUUUGAAAUUAAUAUUAAAUUCUUUGCUGUGCAAAAUAGCUUCUGGCAUUUUACUGAUGAGAAAUAUUAGUUAAUGUUUUGUAGACAAAGCCUUUCCCACAAAGUAGGUAUUCUUAGUGUUCUGCUAACUUUUUUGAAUAAACAUAAAACUCGGAUAUUUUUACAUUUGAAUUAGAGAUCUCAAAUGGAAAAGUGAUCCUUCAAAUUUACUUUGCCUUAAGUAUACCUGUGUUUUGAGUAGGAAAUAACUAUUAUCCUACAUGUGGAAAAAGCAUAUAUCCGAAGGAGAACCCAAGAUUGUACUUUAAAUGAAAAAGCAGUAUUUUUUUCUUUCCCAUAAUGUGUAUUUUAAUAGAAAGAGUGCGAUGUUCUUAUUCCCUUCUUAAAGUGGGAUACCUAUUAGUCACUUUUCAUGAGCAUAACUGAGUUAAAUAUGUUGAGGUUGAAUAAAGAUUGAUUGUUGUUAACUGAAAA
This is a messenger RNA of Trichosurus vulpecula (common brushtail), 8602 nucleotides long. RefSeq names its product ribosomal protein S6 kinase A3 (gene RPS6KA3). Bases 190 to 2412 code for a protein of 740 amino acids. NCBI's taxonomy places the organism in Eukaryota, Metazoa, Chordata, Mammalia, Diprotodontia, Phalangeridae. The record is from RefSeq and is a predicted model, not a curated record. The transcript has 22 exons. Gene Ontology annotation, biological process: intracellular signal transduction; protein phosphorylation. Gene Ontology annotation, molecular function: ATP binding; ribosomal protein S6 kinase activity; magnesium ion binding.